Castor canadensis (American beaver) is the source of this 828-nucleotide messenger RNA. Lineage: Eukaryota; Metazoa; Chordata; Mammalia; Rodentia; Castoridae. The record is from RefSeq and is a predicted model, not a curated record.
AUGGGCACCCCACCCGGACACAAACACCCAACGCAGCUAGCCGCGCACACACCUGGGCACACAACCCACGCACACACACCUGCACACAGCCCCUCCGAUGGGCGCGCGACAGCCCCCAGACACGGCCGCCGGAGGGGCCGCCACUCGGGAGGGGGACACACACGCGCGCACGGCCGGCCACCCCUCCGCGGCUCUCGCCGCCCCGCACACGCCCGGAUGGCCACACUCGCCGGGCGCCGCACACGCCGGCGCCGGGCGGGCACACACAGGGCCGCGCGAGCGCACGCCGGGCCGCCGCAGCGCCGCGGCUACACUCCACGCCCGCACGCGCGCCGCGCUCCGCUCCCACCCGCGCCCCGCCCGCCGCCGCCCGGCCGCUGCGGGCCGCGCUCACCCAGCCCGGGGGGGGCCCGGGCCCGGCCCCGCCGCGCCGCCGCCGCCUCGCUCCGCGCCAUGGUGGGGGGAGGGCCGGGGAGGGGCGCGGUGCAGCGGGGCCGCCUCCCUCCCGCCUCCCGCCCUCCCGCGCCGCCGCCGAGCUCCGCCCUCCGCGCCGCCGUCGCCGCAAGGGGGGAGGGGGCGCCGACCCGAGGGGCGGCCGGGCUGGGCGGCCGCCCGCCCAGAUUUCCCCCACCCCAACCCGGACCACCGCAGACCCCUCUCCACUGCGGAGCCACAGCGGCCCGCCCCGACCCCUCCUCUACCCCACCCUUCCCCCCCACCCCGGCCCUGCCAGAGACUCCCCCCAGACCACGCCCCAACCGGCAUGGGGAACCCCCAGCGCCCCCCAUGGAGACCUCAGAUCAUGUCCCCUUCCCCAGAGAGACCUGA